UUGAUAUCGAUAGUCAACCAACCAUCUGCACGUGCAUAUUCAAAGGGUGCCCAACUGAUAUUGUUUAUGCUAAAUUACAAUAGUGAUUGGUGACAACAUGAACUAUUUCGAGAUACAGGAGUUGCCCGGCAAAGGGCGUGCUAUGAUAGCAACAAAGAACUUUGCAGUCGAUGAGGUCAUCUUUGAGGAGGAACCAUUCGUGUCGCAUCAGUUCUCAUGGAACAAAGCCUACGGCUAUGCAGCUUGCGAUCAUUGCAUGCGACCGCUGGAGACAUUGCUGGAAAACGUUCGACGUUUGGCCAACAACCAGGCAGUCAUGGUGCCCUUGGUCGAGCAUGAUCCCACAGCUGCUUGGUUCUCUCAAUUCACGCAGUGUCCCCGCUGCAAAGUGCGGUACUGCUCUGAGGAUUGCUUGGUGGAGGCGCAGAAGCGCUAUCAUCGAGUAAGUUGCAUGGGCGCCUUCCGGACGGACGAUACACAUCCCAUUAAUGUGCUGAACGAGACGUGGAAGAAGAUGCACUAUCCGCCAGAGACGGGCACAAUCAUGCUGAUUGUUCGCUUGAUGGCCAUGUAUCAACAGAGCAGCAAUAAGGCGGACUUUUUGGAUCAGCUCCAAUCAUUUCAAGCGCUGAUUGUCAAUCGCGAGCAGAAAAUAUACCACAAGAUGCUGGGCGAGAACUUUGAGCAGCAAAUGGAGCAACUGUAUGUAGCCUUUUGCAAUGCAUUCAAGAGCGAGGAGUUUGCAAUGUUUACUACACCGGAUGCCUUCAAGACCCUGAUGGGUAUAUUGGGCACGAAUAGCCAAGGCAUUGCCACCAGCGUUUUGGCCCAGUGGGUUAACAAAGUUUCCGAGUUACCGCUGCCUGAAGCGGAGAAGGAAAGUCUGGAUAAGGUGAUCGAUCAAAUCUAUGAGAAAGUGGGAGAGUUUGCUGGCGAAUUCCUAAACAACGAGGGUUCUGGCUUGUACAUUCUACAGAGCAAAGUCAACCACAGCUGUGUACCCAAUGCCCAGUCCACGUUUCCCUACUCCAACGACAUUGUCGUACUGAAAGCUGUGGCCCCCAUACAAAAAGGAGAAGAGAUAUGCAUUUCCUAUUUGGAUGAGUGCCAGCUGGAGCGCAGUCGCCAUUCCAGGCAUAAAAUAUUACGCGAAAACUAUAUAUUCGUUUGUCAGUGUCCCAAGUGCAGAGCACAGGCCUCUGAUCCGGAUGUUACCAGCGACGAAGAAGACGACGAUGAGGACAUGGACGACUGCGAUGACGAUGAUAUGCAAUAGGUCUAAAAAUUUUUUAAAUUAGAUUUUAAACUGUAUACUCUGCAUGUGAGUACGAUUGUAUAAAGA
This is a messenger RNA of Drosophila navojoa, 1342 nucleotides long. RefSeq names its product SET and MYND domain containing, class 5 (gene Smyd5). Gene Ontology annotation, molecular function: protein binding; histone H4K20 methyltransferase activity. The record is from RefSeq and is a predicted model, not a curated record. NCBI's taxonomy places the organism in Eukaryota, Metazoa, Arthropoda, Insecta, Diptera, Drosophilidae. Gene Ontology annotation, biological process: negative regulation of gene expression, epigenetic.